UGCGAUGUCCAAUGGGGAGCCGCUGCCAAGUGGCAGCAAAGUGUUGGUAGAGGCAGUUCCGGUGUGGUGCGUUGCGUUCCCAUUACUAUACCUGGACUCGGAUCACUGACUUUUUUUCUCUCGCUAGAGUUUUAGGAGAGAGGUGAACAUGUCUGGUCGGGGAAAGCAGGGCGGCAAAGUGCGAGCAAAGGCCAAGUCCCGGUCCUCCCGCGCGGGCCUGCAGUUCCCGGUGGGCCGAGUGCACAGACUGCUGCGCAAAGGUAACUACGCGGAGCGAGUAGGCGCUGGGGCGCCGGUGUACCUGGCGGCGGUGUUGGAGUACCUGACCGCGGAGAUCCUGGAGUUGGCUGGCAACGCUGCGCGUGACAACAAGAAGACCAGGAUAAUCCCUCGCCACCUGCAGCUCGCCAUCCGCAACGACGAGGAGCUAAACAAGCUGCUGGGGAAAGUGACCAUCGCUCAGGGCGGCGUCCUGCCCAACAUCCAGGCUGUGCUGCUGCCCAAAAAGACGGAGAGUCAGAAGGCGAAGAGCAAGUGACCCUGGCGCCGCCACCGGGGAGCUGGCUUCCUGAGCAAAGGGUCUUUUCAUAGCCACUCCGAAGUGUUUUUGAUUAUGCUGGAUGUCUUGGAGAGCCGGCGCGAUCUAGUGGGGAGAUGGGCUGCGAGGGACCCACCGGGGUCGGGGGCCAAUAAAGUCGGUGAAAAUCGUG
This is a messenger RNA of Hipposideros armiger (great roundleaf bat), 710 nucleotides long. RefSeq names its product H2A.J histone (gene H2AJ). Gene Ontology annotation, cellular component: nucleosome. Gene Ontology annotation, molecular function: protein heterodimerization activity; structural constituent of chromatin; DNA binding. NCBI's taxonomy places the organism in Eukaryota, Metazoa, Chordata, Mammalia, Chiroptera, Hipposideridae. The record is from RefSeq and is a predicted model, not a curated record. Bases 149 to 538 code for a protein of 129 amino acids. The transcript has a single exon.